Messenger RNA from Fusarium sp. VM40, 1386 nucleotides. The record is from the annotation of a GenBank genome assembly. NCBI's taxonomy places the organism in Eukaryota, Fungi, Ascomycota, Sordariomycetes, Hypocreales, Nectriaceae.
AUGCCCAUCGAAGUGCAGCUCAUCAUCGAUGAGCAACUCUCCAAAAGGCGGGACCUUCACGCUAUGACGCUCGUCAAUAGAUACUUCGCAAACCUAUACCAGCCCCUCUUGUACAAAGAAGUCGACGUCGGAUGGAGUCCAAAGGAACCUUCUCCUCUGACCCUGGCGACACGCACUCUUCUGGACAGACCCGAUUUGUCCGCCUGCGUUGAGAGUCUUCGCCUUGACGGAUAUGAUUUCCCAGAAAGAAAGCCCAAAGGCAUCUCAACCUUCUCUGUCACUAGCCUAAAUACGUCCAAGGCUGCCGGCAUUAUCAAUUGCACUGGAGCAGACUUUGCAGAUAUGUGGGCUCAGGGCGUCUCGGAUGGUGAGGUCGGUGCUCUCGUCGCACUCCUUGUUGCAAUCGUGCCCAAUGUCAAAGAUAUAUAUCUCGGAACGGACUUUUGCAUCGAAGUUCUUUUCCUUACCCUGAUGCUGGAUCGUAAGGAACAAAACAAGCUCAACGUCAAUCUUCCUGCUCUGGAACAUCUCACCAAUGUCACAUUGGAGAACCACUACGCAGACUUAUUCGACGAAGAGAUUAUCGCCAAUGGGGGUGUUCUCAACUUCUUCAAUCUUCCCCAACUGGAAAGUCUUUCUAUGGCCGUUUCACCUAUAUCGGUGCGGCCCUGGGGACCAGACGAGCGGUUCCAGCAGAUGACGAACCUCACCUUUCUCCAUUUGUCGAGGGCGAGCGAAGAGCAACUUGGAGCCAUCCUCUCACUAACCCCCAAAAUCGCCCAUCUGAAAUGGUCAUGCUACUGGUGUCCAAAAGAGGAGUACACAGAGGUGCUCAGGACUACCGUUGAUCUAGAUAAACUGCGUACAGCCUUGUCAACGCGCAAAGAAACCCUUCAGUACCUGACAUUGGAGGUCAUCGACGAUACUGGUGAAAUCCCCGAGGUAAUCUGGCCAAUGGAACUUACGGGCACAUCGCUCAGGCUGACAGACUUCGCCAAUCUAGUAAGCCUGACAGUCCCUUGGGUUUUGCUAAUGGGAUGGUGUCCCCAAGACUCAAAACCUCUGAUCAACAAACUGCCGAUGAAUCUUGCAAGUCUCACUCUCACAGACAACAUGUGCUACCAGCAAUACUGGCGAUGGACCGAGGAGGAUAUCAAAGACCUCGUGUCGGACUUUGUGGCCCAGCACCUCAGCGCGCCGACGACCUGUCUUCGGGAGCUCUCCUUGGCGGGUGCUGUUUUUGACUACCAAUGGGCGACUGGGGAGCGCGAGUUUAUCCGCAAGUGGUGUGAGAUGGCAGGCAUCGAAUUCAACAUCCAUCCUACUACACCCUGGGAGGAUGAAGCGGACGAGGCGAUCAAGGAGCGCAAGCGCCGUUACGGUUGA